Seminavis robusta is the source of this 804-nucleotide messenger RNA. Lineage: Eukaryota; Bacillariophyta; Bacillariophyceae; Naviculales; Naviculaceae. The record is from the annotation of a GenBank genome assembly.
AUGCAUCACAAGUCACACAAGGGUGCCAACCAAAACUACUUCAGCUCCAACCAAUGUGCCUACAAAUGCCAACGAUCCCACACUCCAACCAAAGUGCCUACAAAGCACCAACAGAGCUCCACUAGAGUUCCCACCAAAGUACCUGAGCACAAGCUACCAACGAUCAGAGCUCACACUAGAGUUCCACAAAGAGCUACACAAGCACCAACCAAAGCUCCCACUAAAUUUCCUACCCGGGCACCAACCAAAGCUCCCACUAACGCACCAACACAGGCACCAACUAAAACUCCCACUAAGGUGCCUACACAGGCACCAACUAAAACUCCAACCAAAGUGCCUACCCGGGCACCCACCAAAGCUCCCACCAAAGGUCCUACACAGGCACCAACCAAAGCUCCCACUAAAGCACCAACCCAGCAUCCCACUGAGGCUCCCACUAAAGCACCUACACAGAUGCCAACACCAGUUCCUUCUGCAGUUCCUACAAAUACACAGAUGCCAUCACCAGUUCCUUCUGCAACUCCUACAAAUGAUGGCAUCAUUGCUGAUAGGAUUGAGCUGAUUCUUGCUUUGGCUGAAGCAAACUAUGGCCCAACUUGUGUCUAUGGCCCCAUUGAGACCUGGGAUGUCACCCGUGUGGUUGACUUUUAUCGUGUAUUUGCAGGAGAAAACGGGGUGACUAAUGAAUUUGAUGCUGGUAACUUCAAUGAGGAUAUAUCUGCAUGGGAUACAUCCAGUGUUACAAGUUUUCAGGAGACUUUUUAUGGAGCUCACAAAUUCAGCCAAGACCUCCCUAAGAUAUGA